Auanema sp. JU1783 is the source of this 372-nucleotide messenger RNA. The record is from the annotation of a GenBank genome assembly. Lineage: Eukaryota; Metazoa; Nematoda; Chromadorea; Rhabditida; Rhabditidae.
AUGUCUACUGAUCAGAAGUCCUCUGCAGCGUGGUCGGGUAUGUCUGCUGAUCAGAAGCAUAUUCCCGCUGAGGAGGUUCAGAAUAUUAUCAAAAAGGUACUUGAUGAUGUUAUUGGUGGAAAUUCCUAUAAUCCCAGCGAGAGUGCCAAUUGGAAUCAAUCUGCUGUUGAAAAUAUAACUAAGCGAUUAGUUGAGUACCAAAAACCAUAUAAAUAUAUUGUUACUUCUUCGUUACUUCAAAUUGCUAAUGGAUCGGGUCUUAAUGUCAGUACAAUUUCAUAUUGGAACAAAAUGACUGAUGUUACUUAUCAACACCGCUGGGAAACUAAAAAUAUGCUUGCAGUUGUUUAUGUAUUUGCUGUUGCCGUUUAA